CUCUCUGAGCAGGGGGAGGGAUGCACGCGGACAGCAGGCUCCCAGAAAACAGCAUCUGUCUCCGGAGGGAGGUGUAGUGUGAGCAGUGCCCCUGGAGACCCCGGCACCGCUGGGGACAAGGAGUGGACAUUAAGAGACAAGCACGAGGUGAUGAGGCGUUUGAGGCGCUCAGUAAACCAGAGCACCCGCUGGUGAACUUCAGACCUGAUUCAAGCGGAGCAGGUGUAGGUGAGGUUUUAAAAUGGAGUCCACUCACCUUUUAAGUGGACCCAAAAAGAGAGUGAAGAUCCAUCCUCAUACAGUUACAGCCAAGUACACCACGCAGCAACCUGGAAUACACACACACUUUCCCCAGCCUGGAGAUGAAGGCUACGAUGAUGCUCCAUCUUUUGAGGACUUUGGUUCCUUUGUGGAGGAGACGUCAGACAGGAAACAACUGACUGAAAGCAGGAAGUGGCCUUUAACAAUGUUCGGCUCUAAAGACAAAAACAAGGAUGCAUCCCAUAAACUCCAGCCUACUGGAGGAGAAGUGAGCGAGGGGGGAACCAAAGCAGCAAAGGGGUCUGGCAAAGGAGUCGGGGAACAGUUGGCCAGUUUUGGUGAGGCUUCGGUGUCUGCGUCUCGCCUCACCUGGCUGGGACUGCUUGGCGCUGCACUGGCACAUGGCUGUUUGAUUGCUCUGACCUGCCUCGCCUCAGAACGCUUCGGCCUUGGACCCUUGUUCAUCCUCUUGGUGCGGUCCAUCGUACAGCUCCUAUCUCUGGCAGUGCCUCUGCACAGGGGGCAGAACCCUUUCGGACCAAAGGGAUAUCGAUUACGUUUGCUCUGCUAUGGCGUGGCCUACUCCCUCUCCCUCUGUUGUGCCUACUCUUCAUUAACCUUCAUCUCCUCUGGAAACGGUGCAGCAACAUGGCGCCUGGCAACAACAGCACUGUCUGCAACCCUGGCCUUCCUGCUCUUGGAAGAAAGACUGGGAUUGACUGAUGGGAUAACCCUAGCUGUGGGUCUAUGUGGUUUGGGGCUCCUGUUGCUUCCCACUACUGAUGAAAGCUUUUCCAAUUCACCAGUUGACCCAGUUGCAUUCUGGAAAGGAGCUUUUGGAUGGUCUCUUUCAGCUCUUGCUGGGUUGUGGAUGGCAUUGGCUUUGGUCGGGUAUCGCUCGCUGAAAGACAGGGUUGGAGUCAGUACUGCUUUGUUUACGGUGAGUUGGACCGGGUGCCUGCUGACUCCAGCAACUCUAGUUCUGCUCCAUGAGGGCUGUUCCUGGCCAUUGAGUGCUCCAGCCUGGGGCCUCAUCCUGGGUUUGGUGGUCUGCUCUGUAGCAGCCUUCUUGGGAAUGACCCACGGUCUCACCCGUCUUCACCCAGCUCUGGUCUCAGCCUCUCAAAGCCUGGAAGUAACCAUCGCCAUGCUCCUUCAUCUGGCCAUGCUUUCUUCAGUCCCUGCUGCACCUGAGGUGGUGGGGAAUGUGAUGAUAGUGCUGAGUGUUGGCUGGCUGGUGGCCUUGAAGCUGCUUCCCUCUCGAGUUGGUGGGCGGCACCAGAGGGAGGAGUACGAGGAGAUUUUGGAGUCACCCAUCAAAUAGCUCAUCGUCUCCACAUUCUGUCGUUCUGUUGUCCACAUUGUCUUCUUCAUGAGAUCAGCUGGUUCCACUGUACAUAAAAGACUGAUGUCUACUGGAGAUUAAUCUAUUUUGUGUUCUUGGUUUUGCUUUUGGAAAGUGCAAAUAUUGUGUUGUC
This is a messenger RNA of Nematolebias whitei (Rio pearlfish), 1739 nucleotides long. Its product is annotated as solute carrier family 35 member G2. The transcript has 2 exons. NCBI's taxonomy places the organism in Eukaryota, Metazoa, Chordata, Actinopteri, Cyprinodontiformes, Rivulidae. Bases 242 to 1585 code for a protein of 447 amino acids. The record is from RefSeq and is a predicted model, not a curated record.